This is a messenger RNA of Acytostelium subglobosum LB1, 624 nucleotides long. RefSeq lists its product as hypothetical. The record is from RefSeq and is a predicted model, not a curated record. The annotation marks the transcript as partial. Gene Ontology annotation, cellular component: cytosol. NCBI's taxonomy places the organism in Eukaryota, Evosea, Eumycetozoa, Acytosteliales, Acytosteliaceae. The transcript has 2 exons. Gene Ontology annotation, molecular function: FMN binding; oxidoreductase activity.
AUAAACAAUAGUAUAAUUAUAAUAAUAAUAUCUAUUGAAUUAAUAAUGACAGUAACAAAGAAGAAUGUUGGAGUGAUUGUAGGAAGCACAAGGACUCAUAGAGUUGGAUUGUCUGUUACCAACUGGUUCAUUGAAACUUCCAAGAUAAGAGAUCUAUUCAAUGUAGAAUUGAUAGAUCUGAAGGAAUGGAACUUACCGUUUAUGGAUGAAGAACCUCCAAUGAUGUUGAAUGGACAAUAUUCUAGUGAGAUUGGAAAGAAAUGGUCUGCAAAGAUUUCAUCGAUGGAUUGUUUCAUUGUAGUAUCACCAGAGUAUAAUAGGGGAUAUCCAGCACCUUUGAAGAAUGCUAUUGAUUAUCUAUAUUCAGAGUGGAUUGGUAAACCAUUGAUAAUAGCAACCUAUGGAUUCAGUGGUGGAAAGUCAUCAAAUGAACAAUUGUCAACUAUUCUAGGUCAACUCAAAAUGCAGUUGACUGAAACACAUCCAAUGCUAUUCCUUUCCAAGACGAUGUUUGAUGACAAAGGUGCCAUUGCCAGCUUCAAAGAGUUUGACAAACAUAUUGACGAUAUUCAGAAGGCAGUAUCAGAGUUUGCUGCUCUUAAUGUAGAUAGACCUGCUCAACCA